AUGGCUCUGGUCCUGCUGUUCCUCUUGCUCAAUAUCCUGGGGCAAUUUGGGUUGGCUGCCCUGGUUAAUCAGACCAUCGAUGAUUACUUUGGUGAUCCAAUUUCUGGCACAUUUCCAAUCUAUUCCCCUGCAAAUAUGUGGCAGCAGGGCAAUGGCUGUACCACAUGUCUAGUUCGGCCAGAUGUCUCGAUACCUUUUGACGGAACAUGGCAUGAUUCCACUUUUCUCAUCGGAGGCGCUACACGUUCUGUAUCAAUCACUUUCACAGGCUCUGCUGUUUACGCCUUCUUUAUCACCGCACCAUUAAUUCCAGGUGUCGGUAGUUCGCUCAUUGAAACCCACCUCAAUAUUACACUCGACGGGAAUCUCAGUGGCAAUUUUGAUUCUACCCCUAGCGGAAGUAACUACGGUUACAACCAGCUAGUGUAUGGGAAUGCAAGUUUAAACUACGGAAAACACACGUUGGUGAUAUCCAGCGGAGGCCCAAGCCGAUCUAUCUUGGAGUUCGACUAUGUUAUCUAUACCACUGACGAUGGGACAACCUCAUCCCUUACAGCCCCAGUUGGGUCACCAACUGGGAUAUCGACAAAGUCGUCAAACCCAUCCUCUGCUACCUCAUCACAGACUACUGUGCUUCCCAACGUGACCUCAUCCGCUACUGCAGCUCAUCAGCCUGCUCUGAUCGGAGCUAUCGUAGGGGGCGUUCUUGGCGGAGUCGCCGCCAUUGCGCUCGUCAUCAUCUUCGUAUAUUUCUGCUUCUACCGUAAUCGUGACCGCUCGACCGCCCACGAGGUCGAGGCAACGGAUCAGGCCAUUCCUGCAGGCCCUCAGACCCCCAGGACUUUGAUGGUCACACCCACUAUAAUAGACCCCUUCAUCAUCCCACCGAGUCAAGUCUCUUUCUCCGGAACUGCAGAAAAACAACGUCAUACUCCAAGCUCUACCCGAACAACGGUUGACCCUCGCCAAGUAGAGCUGAGUAGACGAAUGCAGGAGCUUCAGCGAGAAAUGGCCUUGCUACAGUCACAAAAUUCACCCUCCUCACAGCACCUUCCUUUGAGAACUGAGCAAGGGAAUGAUUGGAGGUCGAAUGUUGAGCUGCUUCGUGCUGAGGUUGAAAGGUUGAGGCUUGUGAUGCACUCGUCGCAAGGUUUGACAGAUCGGCCCCCACCAGACUACGUUUAUAGCUUUAGGGACGAAAUAACAUCAUUGGGGGCAAUUGAUGGAAAUGUGAAUACGACUCCGUCACGCACUCCUCUAGUACAUCAUGGACGACAUGUCCGCACGGAGACGGUUGCAGUCAAGAAGGCCAUCGAUACUUCCAACCGCGGCGAGGGCGAACUGAGAGGAGAAGCCGAGUUAAUUACAUUAUCGGGAAAAUAUGUCCCACAGGUAUUCCUGAGCGACGCGCUUGGUCUCAUCAAUUGUGACGGCGUCGACUGCGGACUCGAUCUGCUGGGGCGUGAACCUCCUGCCGCUGGUCGCAAGUUGCCUUCCAAUGUCCUCAGCAACAGCAGUGGUGCCAUCAGGACUGAGAAACCACAUCUGAAAUUUCACUUUGCGCCUUUGUCUGCCGUGGCUAUGUAA
Molecule: messenger RNA, 1587 nt
Organism: Laccaria bicolor S238N-H82
Lineage: Eukaryota; Fungi; Basidiomycota; Agaricomycetes; Agaricales; Hydnangiaceae
Exons: 6
Coding region: 1-1587 (528 amino acids)
Source: RefSeq, a predicted model, not a curated record